Lingula anatina is the source of this 4128-nucleotide messenger RNA. Its product is annotated as protein flightless-1 homolog. Gene Ontology annotation, molecular function: phosphatidylinositol-4,5-bisphosphate binding; actin filament binding. Gene Ontology annotation, cellular component: nucleus; cytoplasm; actin cytoskeleton. Gene Ontology annotation, biological process: myofibril assembly; actin polymerization or depolymerization; barbed-end actin filament capping. NCBI's taxonomy places the organism in Eukaryota, Metazoa, Brachiopoda, Lingulata, Lingulida, Lingulidae. The record is from RefSeq and is a predicted model, not a curated record.
GUGUUGGUUGGAGAAAUGGCAGCCACAGGGGUGCUGCCGUUUGUGAGGGGCAUAGACCUAAGUGGCUAUGAUUUCCAGGAAGGAAAGUUCCCCAAGGAUGUGGCUGAUAUGAUUGGAUUGAGGUGGCUUUAUGUCAACGAUUCCAAUCUUGAUAAACUUCCAGAUGAACUUUCGAAUCUCAAUAAGUUGGAACACAUUUCUCUGGUCAGAAACAACUUGGUCAGCAUUCAUGGCGAGCUCUCUGACCUGCCAUGUCUAAGAGUAAUCAACUGCAGGUACAACAACCUGAGAAAUACAGGGAUUCCAACAGACAUUUUUAGUCUAGAGGAUCUGUCUACUCUUGAUUUUAGUCACAACCAGCUGAAAGAGGUUCCUGCUGAUUUAGAACUUGCCAAAGGCUUGUUAGUCUUGAAUCUAAGUCACAACAAAAUCGAGUCUAUCCCAUCACCAUUAUUUAUCAACCUCACAGACAUUGUUCAUUUAGAUUUGAGUGACAAUCAACUGACAACCCUUCCACCUCAGAUGAGAAGACUGUCAAAUCUGCAGACAUUGAUUCUGAACAAUAAUCCCCUGCAGCAUGCUCAACUUAGACAACUUCCAGCCAUGGUUUCACUUCAAACACUCCACAUGAGAAACACACAAAGAACUUUGGGAAACUUUCCUUCAGGGGUAGAUACGCUAGAAAAUCUCACAGAUAUUGAUCUAUCCAAGAAUGACUUGCCAAAGGUUCCAGAGCCUAUCUACAAACUGCUAUCUAUCAAGAGAUUAAAUAUAAGUGAUAACAACAUCACUGAAUUGUCUUCACUUGUAGACUCUUGGUCAGAACUGGAAGUGCUAAACGCAUCAAGAAACAAGUUAACAGCUUUACCUGCAUCAAUUUGUAAACUGACCAGACUGAAGAGGCUCUACCUGAACUGCAACCAGCUGGACUUCGAAGGGAUCCCUGCUAGUAUUGGCAAGCUACAGGAACUGGAGGUUUUCAGUGCAGCAAACAACAACCUUGAAAUGAUACCUGAAGGGCUGUGCAGAUGCACAAAGCUGAAGAAGCUGAUUUUAAACUGCAAUAGGCUGAUAACUCUGCCAGAUGCAUAUCACUUCCUCACAGACUUGCAGGAACUAGACGUGCGAUACAACCCUGACAUUGAAAUGCCUCCCAAGCCAAAAGAACUGCAGGUUGGCAGUGGCAUUGAGUAUUACAACAUUGACUUUUCGCUCAACAACCAGUUGAAGCUGGCUGGUGCUGUGCCCACAACUCCUACUGGCCAGACACCACCUCACAAAGACCCAGUUGCAAGGAAAAAGAGGUUGCACAGAAGAAGGGAUACUGGAGAAGGCAAAAGCUCAGACCAAGUGCUGAAGGGAAUGAGAGAUAUUGCCAAGGACAAAAACAAGAAAUCAUCUCCAUCAAAAGAAGAAGAAAAAGAGCCCAUAAAACCAAAGAGAUGGGAUGAAAACCUCCAGAAACCACAUUUGGAUUACAGUGAGAUCUUUGAAGAGGAUGUAGGACAAAUUCCAGGAUUGACAGUGUGGGAGAUUGAGAACUUUUUGCCGGUAGAACUAGAUGAAGCCUUCCAUGGAAAGUUCUAUGAAGCAGACUGUUACAUCAUACUGAAAACCUACAUUGAUGACACUAGUAGUCUGAACUGGGAGAUCUACUAUUGGAUUGGAGAGAAGGCAUCGCUGGACAAGAAGGCAUGCUCUGCUAUCCACUCAGUGAAUCUGCGUAAUUUGCUGGGUGCUGAGGGGCGGACAAUACGUGAGGAAAUGAAUGACGAGUCUGAUGAAUUCAUGGAUCUCUUUGAAAAUGACAUACACUACAUUGAAGGUGGGAGGACAGCCAGUGGGUUCUUUACAGUGGAAGAAAAUGUAUUUGACCCAAGAAUGUACAGAGUGUCAGGAACACAGACGGUGCAUCUUGAACCAGUGCGUUGCCAUGUCAACUGUUUGGAUCCCCGUUUUGUUUACAUGAUUGACUGCAAGAUGGAAAUUUAUAUCUGGAUGGGACCCAAAGCUAAGAAUGUCACAAAAACAAAAACAAGACUUGUAGCUGAAAAAAUCAAUAAGAAUGAAAGGAAAAACAAGGCAGAAAUCUUGAUGUUUGCCCCAGGAUUUGAGAGUCCAGAGUUCUGGAAAGUUCUGGGAGGUCCACCGGGAGUUAGGGGUAUUAGAGAAAUCGUCCCAGAUGACUGGAAGCCUACUGUUCCUAAGCUGUAUAAAGUGGGAUUGGGAAUGGGAUACUUGGAGUUGCCUCAAGUUGAAGUUCCCCAUAAGAAAUUAGUACAAGGGCUGCUGAAGACCAAGAAUGUUUACAUCUUAGAUUGUCAUUCUGAUGUUUUUAUCUGGAUUGGAAAGAAGUCUACACGCCUUGUACGAGCUGCAGCCUUGAAGCUGUCACAAGAAUUAUGCAGCAUGUUAGACAGACCAGCAUUUACCAGAGUCACACGAUGUCAAGAUGGCACUGAAUCCCAACUCUUCAAGAUGAAGUUUGUUGGUUGGGAUGAUGUUAUCGCAGUGGAUUACACCAGGACUUCAGAGUCUGUGAUCAAGAGGGGAGUUGACCUCAAAGUCAUUAUGGAGAGGGACAAGAUUAAGACAGACCUUUCAGCUCUUUUCAUGCCAAGACAGCCACCAAUGUCCAACCAAGAGGCAGAACAGCUGAUGGAAGAAUGGAAUGAAGAUUUGGAUGGCAUGGAAUCCUUUGUUUUAGAGGGCAAGAAGUUUGUGAGGCUGCCAGAUGAAGAAUUGGGUCACUUCUACAGUGAGGAUUCCUAUGUGUUCCUGUGUCGGUACUGGGUGCCUGUGGACUCUCCAGAGGGCACAGGGGAUGAGGACAAUGAGGAGGAGGAACCCGAGGAUGACUUCAAAUGUGUGGUGUACUUUUGGCAGGGAAGAAAUGCUGGGAACAUGGGGUGGUUAACCUUCACUUUCAGUUUGCAGAAGAAGUUUGAAGCCCUCUUUGGAGACAAACUGGAAGUUGUUAGAACACAUCAGCAACAAGAAAACCUGAAGUUUUUGUCUCACUUCAAAAAGAAGUUUGUGAUUCACCAAGGCAAGAGGAAUCCCAACAGUGAGGAACCAGAAAAUGUUGAAUUGUAUCAGAUUAGGGCCAAUGGCAGUCCCCUUGCUACAAGAUGCAUUCAGGUUCCUGUUGAUGCUUCAAAUCUCAAUUCUUCCUUCUGUUUCUUGCUGAAAGUGCCAUUUGAUAAUGAUGACAUGCAGGGUAUAAUGUAUGUCUGGAUAGGAAGAAAGAGUGACCCUGAGGAAGCAAAACUGGCAGAGGAAAUAGCAAGGGAACUGUUUGAUGAAACAUACACAGUACAAAUCGUCUGUGAAGGUGUUGAGCCAGAGAACUUCUUCUGGGUUGGAAUUGGAGGCAAGAAGCCUUAUGAGAAGACAGCAGAGUUCAUGAAAUAUGCCAGGCUUUUCAGGUGCUCAAAUGAGAAAGGUUAUUUCACAGUCUCUGAGAAAUGCUCAGACUUCUGCCAGGAUGACCUUGCUGAUGAUGAUGUCAUGAUUUUAGACAAUGGUGAACAAGUAUUUUUGUGGCUUGGGAGAAAAACCAGUGAUGUGGAAAUCAAGCUGGCUUUCAAGAGUGCACAGGUCUAUGUCCAGCACAUGAGGAACAAGCAACCAGAUAAACCAAGAAAACUGUUGCUUGCCCUUAAAAACAAAGAGAACCAGAGAUUUACCAAGUGCUUCCAUGGCUGGGGCAAAUUUAGGGUGGCCCCUGAGUAACCUCAUUAAUACUAUGAUAGUAUAUAUAUAUUACGAUGUAUUUUGAGCUGUUUAAGUACUAGAGCCUUUGAAUAGCCUGCUGCUGCUUGGAAUAAUUAGCAAUUACAUGAGUGAGAAGACUUUCCCAUUAAAGUGCAAUAUAUACUGAGAUGGCACACAUUGAAAAUUUAGCAAAUUCUGAAUUGACUUCCUGAAACUUUUACAGUUUAGCUGUGUAUAGUUUAUGCAGAUAUCUUUCUACUAUUUAUUUUGUGAUUUCUUUUGUAAAAUAUAUUUCCUGAAUCUGAUUGUGAAAUUUUAUCCUGCUAAUUUAUAUUUGUAAAGUGAAAGUGGAUCUUUGCACUGCUUACAAUAAAACAUUGUAUACCCAGUGUUGUUCUUGUCCUGUUUGCC